AGGUUGUCUGAGGCAGAACAGAACAGUGGAAGUGGCGAUGGAGCAAGACUUAGAUCCUUCCCUGCCUUCUUCUCGCCAUUUACUUUCUUCAAUCCUAGCUAUGGAACCUUCUCACUGUGUAAUCUCCCAUGCCAGGGCUUGUGGCGGAGGCUCAAUCACGGGACAAGUUCAACAAUUCAUCUGGGACCAUUGCCUUUCCGCUCCUGGUGAUUUUCAUGCUCCCUACCUGAAGAAUUUUCUCAAGAAACUUAUUAGUCAAGUUGAGUCAGACCGUGGCUACGUGUUGGACAAUUUGUACGAACUUUAUGCUCACUACAUGACAUCGUUUAAGGAUGAUAGUUUGGCGAAGAGAGAUGCAAGAAUCUGCAAAAGAAUUUCAUUUCUUUUUCCCGAGGGUUGUUCUGAACUACUAAGUUGUCCACACUCGAGGGCAGUGGUUUUUUCGUUGCAGUGUUCUCUAAACAUGCUUGAAGGUGAUACUGGGUGCUCAAUAUGGCCAUCAAGUCUGUUUUUGUCCGAGUUAAUACUUUCUCAUCCAGAAUUAUUUUCUAAUAAAUCAUGCUUUGAGAUUGGUUCAGGAGUUGGCUUAGUUGGAUUAUGUCUAGCUCAUGUGAAAGCUUCCCAGGUGAUAUUAAGUGACGGUGACCUAUCAACUUUAGCUAACAUGAAGUUUAAUUUGGAGUUGAACAACCUCAACGUUGAGGCUAAUAUGACAGAAGGAAACAAAGAUCCAAAUAUGGUAAAAUGCUUGUAUCUGCCCUGGGAAUCUGCAUCAGAAAGUCAACUCCAAGAAAUUAUGCCAGAUGUCGUUUUGGGUGCAGAUGUGAUAUAUGAUCCAGCUUGUUUACCACAUCUUGUUCGAGUACUUGCCAUUCUUUUAAAUCAGAUGAAUUCCAGUGUCUGCAGACAGCAUUCAAGUUGCAAGAACCUCUCUCCAAACAUUAAACUUGGAAAUGGUGAACCAAAUCAUGAAAAUGAUAUUGAAAUAUGUGAUGGUAGAUGCAAAGCAGUAUAUAAUGAUGGUAGUAGUAGCAUGUCAAAGGAAGCACCGGUGGCUUAUAUUGCAUAUGUUAUCAGGAACAUUGAAACUUUCAACUAUUUUCUGAGCUUAGGGACACAGGCUAACCUUGAUAUUGUGGAUCUUACUGAUUCAUUGAAGCCAUUAAAUCUCCUCUGCUUCAUGCAAUCAUACAAUCAAGCCAGUGUAAGACUGUUACGUAUCACUUCCAGUAAUAUACAGUAACCAUUAUUUGACUUUCA
Messenger RNA from Vigna umbellata (rice bean), 1260 nucleotides. RefSeq lists its product as uncharacterized. Lineage: Eukaryota; Viridiplantae; Streptophyta; Magnoliopsida; Fabales; Fabaceae. The record is from RefSeq and is a predicted model, not a curated record.